AUGUUUAAAUAUCCUGGUGGUUGGCCAAGAGAUAUUAAAAUUAAUCAUCAAUAUCAAAAAGAUGAAGUAGUCAUCUCAAAUGCCUUUUUCACAUCAAAUGAUAAAUACUCUCUGUUGGAACAAUGUAAACAUGUGAUUGUUGGAUCUGGUCCAUGUGGUUAUUCAUUCCUUCAUCAUGUCUUGUUGAAUGGUUACAAUGACUUGAAGGUUGAUCACUUUCAAACAUUGGAUCCUGUCUAUUCUGGUUUGAUUGGUCCAAGUGAAGUUAUGGACUUUGCUCUUCCAAGAGAAGUUGAUCAAGCUAAAAAAGAAAGACAAGAACAAGAAAAGAAGAAAGAAGAAGCUACUCAGUUACUAGGUCAAGUCAAUCAAGGUGUUGUUGACCCAUCACAAGUUGUUCCAUUGGACAAGAUCUAUCAACACGGUAAUCUUUACAAUAUCGGUGGUCGUAGUGUUACUUGGACUUGUUGGUGUCCAGAUCCAGAGCUUUGUGCAGAUGAUCCACUCAAGGAUGAACUAAGAGGAUUUGACCCAACCCUCUUUAAUGAAAUCAAACAACAUCUUCCAGAGGCCAAGAAACUACUUUGUUGUGAUGACACGUCAAAUGUCACUAUUUCAGAUCCAGACCUUCUCAAGUACUCCAAUGAUAUUCUUAAUAUCAUUAAAAAGGAUUUACCAAAGACCACAAAAGACAAAACCAGUGUUUUCAACAAAAGCCAAAAUGAAAAUGUCGUGUGGCAUACAGCCAAGUUUGCAUCGAUUGCAGCUGUUAGAUCAGAAUAUGCAAGCAACUAUGGCAAGUUUACAACUGUCUCUCCAAUCCUUAAACUGGCAUUGGCGUUCAAAGAAGAUACUGGUGCCAACUUUUUGUACAUCCUCUCCUAUAAAAUCAUUGGAUUGGUCAAACAAAUGGUAGAGACUAGUUUCAAGGUUAGUGAACACAAACCAAAGUUUUCCUCUGAUAAGGUCAUUUCCAUCUACCAAGCAUUGAUGAAUGGGAUUACAAAUGAAAUAAAAGAACUCAAGGAGAAUACCAGACUCAAAGAUCUUGUUGGACAAGAUGUAGAGGUAUCGGUUGAAAGAAUAUUAAAGAUGGUGUCAAGAAAGCAUGGUAAUCCAUUCCUCAAGAUAGAUUACAAGAGUCGUCAAUCAAGAGCAUCUGUAUUCCGUUUCAUCGAGCUCGUUCGUAAAUACCCAGCAGAAACGGACAAGAGUCAAUUCAUGUUGUCCGAACUAACCGAAAUUGUUGGAAAGCUAAACAAUUACACUCCCGAGGGUGGACCAAGUGACGCCAAAAAGCCAAUCUUUGAACAGAUCAUCAAGUUCUUUGGUUCCCUUAUUCAUGCUCAAAAGAAUCUUACCGAUGAAGAAAAGGUGAUUGAAGGUGUCAUCAUUGACCAUUUACCAAAGAGACAAUUCCUUCUCUAUGCUGGUACUGAAGUUAGUAAACUUACACAAAUCAAAAAGGAUAACAAGGAUGAUGGAUUGUCAGUUCAAAUCAAUAAUGAUGAUAAUUUAACCAUCAAUCUUUCUAGCACUACCAAUCUUGUAUUGGCAACUGGACCAUUCCCAGCAUCCAAUUUACUCUUGAAAUCGUUCAAAGGAAAGGAUGUAGGAUUGGUUGACAAGAUUGGUAAUGAUUUCUCAGCUCAUUUCUGUUCAUCGGUUGUAUUCCGUGUGAAAAAGGAUCAACCCAAGCCUACUACUACCAAUGAACCCCAAAAGAAAGGUAAAGGAGGAAAUUCUCAACCACAAGCUCCACCACCAAAAGUACCCACCAACCUCAAAGAGUACAUCAACUCUAUCACUGCAUCAUCAAAUUUCAAUGGAAAGGAUUAUGCUGAAGCUAUUUAUAUUGCUGGGUGUAUCAAGGACAAAGAGAAUAAGGCACUGAAUGAAUGGCAUGCCCAACUAUCAGUCAUUUAUCCAGGAAAGCAAGGUAUUCGUACUGAAAACACACUACGUCGUAUCCUACCUGGUGGUCCUGACUCUCUUGCCAGCACUUCUGACCCAGAAUACUAUUAUUUCAAUUUCUCAAUGCUUGGUGAAUUAUUGACUCGUCAUUAUCGUGUUUGGGCUGGAUUAGAUGUUGCAAAAGAGGAUAAAGAAAAGGUAGCAAGAUACAAUUAUUUGGAUCAACCUGAAAAGGGAUUACCAAAUACAGUAUUGGAUUUGGAUAUUUGUAAAACUGAUAAUGAAUCAUGGGGUGAGAUGACUGCCAUUCCAUUUUCAUUCAUUUCUCGUUGGUUCCCAAAUACCAUCGUUGGUCUUAGAAACAAGGAGACUGGUGAAUGGAAUGAAUACGAUACUAACUCGGACGAUUUUAAAAAGGUAGCAGGAGAUAUUCGCACUCAUCGAUAUGACAAGUUUGCUUCAACUGGAUUUGUUCAUGAAGCUUGUCUUCAUCCAAUUGGAAACAAAAUUCCCAUUAACAACAACAACAAAGCCUACACAAUCAGUGAUGAUGAAUGUCCAGUUGGUACAGACUAUCAACUCAAAGGUGUACCAAAUGUCUAUCUCACAGGUGCAGGUCUCUUGCCAAAUUGUGGCUCUUGGAAUCCAACAUUAUUCAUCUCUGCAAUGGCUGUUGAUCUUGCUCAUAAAUUAUCAAACAAAAAACAAACUAAAUCAAAUUAA
Molecule: messenger RNA, 2637 nt
Organism: Cavenderia fasciculata
Lineage: Eukaryota; Evosea; Eumycetozoa; Acytosteliales; Cavenderiaceae
Exons: 3
Coding region: 1-2637 (878 amino acids)
Source: RefSeq, a predicted model, not a curated record